UACAAGUAGGACAGGAGGCAGUAGUUAUAAUUUUAAACUUCAUCGAUGAAAAGAGGAACUUCGUUAUUGAAAAUUUUGAGAAAGACGAAUUUAAAAUGGAAUUUUCCAUUUUAUCGAUCACAGCAUACCAACACUGUUGUCGGUCCGGAGAAAGAUCGGGGACUUCUGCCAGAUCAGGAGGUCUUGCCUAGGACCUUGGACUUCGACGAUGCCGUGAAAGCUUGCCAAUCGCAGACGACUUGGGAACUAUUGAGGGCUCUUCUUAUUUUCAAAGUCUGUUCGUUUGAGAAAUUCGUCGAAAAUAAUUACAAGAUUUUGUCAUGGAGCCGUCGUCUUAUGGGUCGACCUCUAUUCAACGCGAUGAUGCGUCCGACAAUCUAUAAACAAUUUGUGGGAGGCGAUGACGUCACAUCUUUCCAGGCAACUGUUGAUCGUCUGCAAGCGGCAGGAAUGGGGCCGCUCGUCAUGGUGACGCUGGAAGAAGACGUUAAAGACGACGGACCAGAUGCUGAUCAGCUUUUUGACAGAAAUUUGAAGAUAAUGGUCGACUGUAUAGAAAUGACGUCAAAACUUGGGAGCCAGAAUCCAAUGAUGCAAAUCAAACCGUCUGGAUUGUUCCCUCUCCAUCUCUGUAGAAUGAUUUCGACUGAAGUUCCAUACCCCAACAAGAAACCCGAAGUGGUAGAGAAAGUAGCGAACGCUAUGCAGACAUCGAAAGAGAUAACAGAGCUGGGGAACCUGUCGUCUAUAGAAAUUGCACAGCUGAACAAAGCGUUACAGAGGUUGAAACAUAUUUGCAAGGUUGCUAUGGAGAAAAACGUGAUCAUAAUGGUGGAUGCAGAGUACACUUAUUUGAAUCCAUGUCUUAAUUUAUUAGCCCUGGCCAUGAUGCUGAACAGCAACAAUUCCGCUCCACUUGUAUUCUAUACCUACCAAAAUUACCUCAAGGAAACUCCAGAUAUUCUGUCAAAAGACAAGGCAUUUGUUAAAGCACAUGGGGUAUCCUUUGGUUCCAAACUUGUGCGAGGUGCCUACCUGUACAAAGAAAGGUCGCUGGCAAAGGAGAAAGGCUACCCUGAUCCUGUCUGCGAAACAUUCGAAAAGACAACCGAAAAUUACAAUCGCUCUAUGGACAUUAUGUUGAAUAACAUAGCGAAGUAUCCAGGAAAAUUUAGCACAAUAAUUGCCUCGCACAACGAGGAUACCAUUAAAAGAGGAAUAUCCAAACUGAAUGAACUGGGAAUUCCUCGAAGAGGCACAGAGCAAAAGGUUUUCUUUGGUCAACUCUAUGGAAUGUCUGACUUUAUUUCACAAUCUUUAGGUCAGGCUGGCUAUAUGAUUCACAAGUCCAUUCCUUAUGGCACUAUCGAUGAAGCUCUUCCUUACCUGUCCAGACGAGUCGGUGAAAAUAGUUCCAUAUUUGGUGGUAUCAGACGAGAGCGCAAAAUCAUCCGCCGAGCCCUUGCUGACCGUAAUUUUAUAUUUAAUUCGAUUAAGAUUCUCUCAUGGAGUCGCCGACUAAUGGGCAGACCUUUAUUCAAUAUGAUCAUGCGUCCUACCUUCUACAGACAAUUUGUUGGAGGCCAUGACUUGGCAUCCCUCCAAACAACCGUAGAUCGUCUGCAAGCUGCAGGGAUUGGACCAUUCAAAGCGAUUUCAUUGGAAAUUCCACGUCCAAAUGCUCAACAAAACAUAGUGGAGAAAAUUGCGAACUCGAUGCACACAUCCAAUGAGAUAACAGAGCUGGGUAACUUGAAAUCCGUAGAACUCCAACAAUUGAACAAAGCGUUAUACAGAAUGAAACAGAUUUGUGAGGUUGCUAAGGAGAAAAACGUAAUAGUUAUGGUGGAUGCAGAGUACACUUACCUGAACCCGUGUUUAAAUUUAUUGACUCUGGCCAUGAUGAUGAACAGCAACGGUUCCGCCCCACUUGUGUUUUAUACCUACCAAAAUUACCUCAAGGAAACUCCAAGUAUUCUCGCAAAAGACAUCGCAUUAAUGCAGGCACAUGGUAUAUCCUUUGGUGCUAAACUUGUGCGGGGUGCCUAUUUACACAAAGAAAGGUCGCUGGCAAAAGAGAAAGGCUACCCUGAUCCUGUUUGCGAAACUUUCGAGAAAACGUCAGCAAAUUAUUAUCGUUCUAUGGACAUUAUGUUGGAUAACAUCGCAAAACAUCCUGGAAAAUUCAGCACGAUAAUUGCUUCACACAACGAAGCCACUAUUAAGAGAGCAAUAUACAGAAUGACAGAUUUAGGAAUAUCACGAAGAAGUAAGGAACAGAAGGUUUUCUUCGGUCAGACUUAUGGAAUGUCCGACUUCAUAUCCCUGUCUUUGGGUCAGACUGGCUAUAUGAUCCAUAAAUCAAUACCUUAUGGUACUGUUGAUGAAGUUCUUCCAUAUUUGUCCAGAAGAGUUAAUGAAAAUAGUUCCAUUUUCGGUGGAAUGAGAAGAGAACGCAGUAUCAUCCGAAGAGCCCUUGCAGAUCGUGUACUGUCAAAAACUUAAAUUCGUUGUGACCAACUUCGAAGGAAGGGCAGAUCGUUUACUGAUACUAACUUAAAAACAGUG
Saccostrea cuccullata (small rock oyster) is the source of this 2568-nucleotide messenger RNA. Its product is annotated as hydroxyproline dehydrogenase-like. The record is from RefSeq and is a predicted model, not a curated record. Lineage: Eukaryota; Metazoa; Mollusca; Bivalvia; Ostreida; Ostreidae. Gene Ontology annotation, molecular function: proline dehydrogenase activity; FAD binding. The transcript is spliced from 16 exons. Bases 46 to 2505 code for a protein of 819 amino acids. Gene Ontology annotation, cellular component: mitochondrion.